UGCAAGAGUCUCCACGCUGGCUGCUUACGAAAGGUCGCAUCGACCGUGCCGAGCAGUCUCUGGUUCGCAUUUUGAGGAUUAAUCGAUGCCCUGUGCCUGACAUGACGCAGACAAUGAGCAGCCUCGUACUCUUGGCGAAAUCGGACUCAAAAAGGAGCACAACAUUUCACUUCGUGAAUUUCUUCAUAACGCCCAAAAUGCGCAGAAAUACGUCGAUUCUGUUCUCCAUUUGGUUCAUGGGCUCGUUUGUAUACUACAACUUGGUGUUCGCCUCGACGAGUGUGCCUGGCAACCCGUACCUCAACUACGCCAUCUCGUCGGCUGGCGAGAUCCCGGCCGCACUGCUGGGGCUGUGGGUGGCCCGAAAAUGGAGCCGUCGCCGUUCUCAGGCAUUGUUCCUGCUGCUUGCAGCACUCGCCCUAGUGCCGUUGCCCUUCCUGCCCCAGGGCAGUCCGAGCUGGUUGGAGAUCGGUUCGAACGUGCUCGUGCGCUUCCUGGUGCUGAGCGCGGGUUUCAUCAAAUGGAUCAUGGCACUCGAGCUUUUUCCGACGUCAGCCCGCAGCUUUGGCUUCGCCUGUGUGCUCACCUGCUCACGCUGCGGUGCCAUGGUGGCGCCUUUUCUGCGGGAUCUGGCAGAAGUCACGUAUCCAGCCAUUCAGUUUGUUUUCCCGGUGCUGUUUCUGCUCAUCUCUGCCAGUCUCAGCCUUCUCUUGCCAGAAACACUGAACAAGCCACUGCCUGACACUUUCAACGAUGCAGAGAGACUAGACAGGAAGAAAAUACCCGAGACAUCAGUGCCGCUCGCGGAGUACAAGCUGACAAGCACGAGUGCCUGACGUGGCAAACGUUGGACCAACGUCCGCGUUACGAGUUAUCAUCGUGCGCCGUGCAGGUGCAUGUAUCACAGUGUACCCUAGGACAGCUUGUCGAAGUGCAGAGCAGGGGAAUAA
Molecule: messenger RNA, 950 nt
Organism: Rhipicephalus sanguineus (brown dog tick)
Lineage: Eukaryota; Metazoa; Arthropoda; Arachnida; Ixodida; Ixodidae
Product: organic cation transporter protein-like
Exons: 6
Coding region: 102-836 (244 amino acids)
Biological process (GO): transmembrane transport
Cellular component (GO): membrane
Molecular function (GO): transmembrane transporter activity
Source: RefSeq, a predicted model, not a curated record